Aspergillus fijiensis CBS 313.89 is the source of this 2750-nucleotide messenger RNA. RefSeq lists its product as uncharacterized. The record is from RefSeq and is a predicted model, not a curated record. Lineage: Eukaryota; Fungi; Ascomycota; Eurotiomycetes; Eurotiales; Aspergillaceae. The annotation marks the transcript as partial. The transcript has 2 exons. Gene Ontology annotation, molecular function: protein binding.
AAAAAAUGAAACAGAACCGUGAACUGGCCGAGGUUCUAUCGGAAUCGAUGGAUAUACUGAAAUCUCAAUAUCGUCUUGAUCUGCAACACGGUGAUCCAAGUUACCACGAACAACUCUGCAAACUCCUUAAUGCCAAAACAGCUGAAGCCGAGACAAAGAAAUGGGAAGUUCACCUGGGAGACCAUAGUGUCCCUGUGCGAGACCAGCUCAACAAAGUGUUCAAAAACAUCCUCGCCGUUAAGGAGGUUGUCAGUACGGCUGCAAGUGCAAGCCCGCCCGCCUCGAUUGCCUGCGCUGGUGUGAUGGUGUGCUUUGGUAUGAUUAUUCAAGCAGUAGAACAGCACGCCGUCCUUCUUCGAGGAUUAGACCUGAUUUCCGAGUCCAUGAUUCGACUUCGCGCGAGGGAAGAUCUGUACCUGACUUCUCAGACGGGCCAGGAAACAGAUCUUCUAAAACAACUCAGGGAGUCUUUGACCUCGCUUUGCUGCAAGAUUCUCGAGUUCCAGGCCCGCGCGCUCUGCUAUUUACAUAGACGCUCAGCUGCGCAGUUCCUAAGAGACUUCUUGGACUCGGACGGAUGGGCUAGCCUGUGCCAAGAUAUUGAGAAACACGAAAAGUCCAUCGAAACUACGACUUCCCUCAUUGAAGCUGAAGGCACAAAGCAGAAGCACAAGGAUCUUCUGGAACGAAUCGAAGAAAUCCAAAAUGUCGCACACCAACGCGAUCUAUGGGCGACAACAUCGGCUCGGGAUGAGAGGAUCAGAAAGUUUCUCAAGUUACUCUACACUUGCCCCUACAAAGAUCGCAAAAACAGAAACGAUAGGCGUGUGCCUGGAACUUGUGAAUGGUUCACCACACACGGUACCUUUCAGAGGUGGCAACAGAGUUCUCCCAAUAACCUCGCUGGUCUCUUAUGGGUCUCAGCCGAUCCAGGUUGCGGCAAGUCAGUCUUAGCUAGAUAUCUAGUUGAUGACCUUCUUCUCAAUGACAAUAAACGAACCGUUUGUUACUUCUUCUUCAAAGACGACUUUCCAGAUCAGAGAAAUGCAGCAGGUGCACUGGCAGCCAUCUUACGUCAACUUUUCAUUGCACAGCCCCAGCUUUUACAAGAUAGAGACCUAAAUAAGCUGGAGACUGAUGGGAAAAAGCUUGCUCAAUCAUGGGCUGAGUUAUGGAACAUGCUUAUAUCUGCCGCUUCUCGCACAACGGCUGGAGAAAUUGUUUGCAUUCUGGAUGCAUUAGACGAGUGUCAGGACCAUGCCCAACUUAUCAAAGAAGUUAGUGCAUACUACUCGGGACAAUACCGACAAAGCAAGCUCAAAUUCUUGAUGACAAGCAGACCAUACGACCACAUACGUCGUGGAUUCUCGGACCUUGAGGCAAAGCUACCUACGAUUCACUUGAGCGGUGAUGGCGAGAAAGAAGUCGAGCAAAUAGCUCGUGAGAUCAACCUUGUCAUCAGGAAAAGGGUUGCUGAUAUCAGUCAACGAAGAUCACUCGAGGCAGGCGAACACACCAUGCUCGAACACCAACUGACUGCCGUUGAGAAUAGAACCUACUUGUGGGUUAGUCUUACCUUAGAUGUUAUCGAGAACAUACCAGGUUUCACGAAAGGCAAUGUCCGUCGAGUGGUACAGAAUCUUCCAAAAACCGUUGAAAGCGCCUAUGAAAGGAUUCUAGACAGGAGUGUUGAUAAACCCAAGGCUAAAGCUCUUCUUCAUAUCAUUACGGCUGCGGUAAGGCCGCUCUUACUGGAAGAGCUAUCUCUUGCCUUAGCAUUGCACCUUAAUGCGGACUGCCAAACAUUCACGGCUAUAAGUGAUGAUGUCGAACCGAAAGAGCGCUUCAGAAAAACCCUCAGGGACUUGUGUGGACUCUUCGUCAUUAUCAUAAAUGAGAAAGUUUACUUCCUGCACCAAACAGCGAAGGAAUUCUUAGUUUUGAGUGAUAAGUCCGCUAUUGAGGAAAGUAUGUUCCAGGUCACCGGAUGGAAGCAUGCACUCGUACCAGAGGAGUCUCAUCGGAUUCUUGCAACUAUAUGCAUUGCAUUGAUCUCGUGGAUGACUGGUGAGUGGACAGGCAUUCACCAAGGGGACUUUGAUGAAUAUGCAUCAAGAUCCUGGGUCACACACUACCAUCAAGCGCGGGUGCGAGAUGAGGAUCCGCUAAUCAAACGUGCACACUCAAUCUGUGACCCAAACUCUGUUGUCUAUGAAACAUGGUCUAAUCUUGCAUAUGCUAUGUAUCGCAUUCCUAAGGGUGCUUCAAGACUUCUAAUUUCAUCAUCUUUAGGGUUGACUGGUGUAGUCAAGCUCCUGCUUGCAACAGAGAAAAUGGAUAUCAACUCCUUUGAUUCUGAAUAUGGCCGGACGGCACUUUCCAUCGCAGCCCGAUAUGGCCAUGAGGCAGUGGUUAAGCUUUUGCUUGCAACGGAGAAGGUGGAUAUCGACUUUCCAGAUCACAAAAAUGGCCAGACACCACUCUCCCUAGCAGCCGGAUACGGCCACGAGGCUGUGGUCAAACUUCUGCUUGCAACAAAGCAGGUGGAUAUCAACUUCCCGGAUUCUGUAAAUGGCCAUACACCGCUUUUUAUGGCAGCCAUAUUUGGCCAUAAGGCAGUGGUCGAGCUUCUGCUUGCUACAGAGCAGGUAGAUAUCAACUUCCCAGAUCGAUUAGGCAGAACAUUACUUUCCCUGGCAGCCCAAAUGGGCGAUGAGGCAGUGGUCGAGCUUCUGCUUGCAACAGAGCAG